Pediculus humanus corporis (human body louse) is the source of this 339-nucleotide messenger RNA. RefSeq lists its product as uncharacterized. The coding region runs from base 1 to 339 and encodes 112 amino acids. The record is from RefSeq and is a predicted model, not a curated record. NCBI's taxonomy places the organism in Eukaryota, Metazoa, Arthropoda, Insecta, Psocodea, Pediculidae. The transcript is spliced from 5 exons.
AUGCUUAGAGGCAUAUAUGAAUACAUUAUUAAAAUCGAUAUAAAAUACUUUAUUUAUCUUAAGUUUGAUUUUUCAUCCAAAGGCACAAAAGAAAGAAAGAAAGGCCUAACUUGUCCACCUACCGAUAAAAGCUAUGAAGCUCCCAAGUCGGCUUUUCAACCUCUUUUGGAUGAUGAUAUUGAAAAAGAAAAAGCUAAAAGAAAAUGCCUUCCUGAGUCAGAAACCAAAUACAAUGAAAUAAGAGUUGUUCAACCUCCCUCUCCUGAAAUACCUAAACCUGAUCCUGUCACAAAGUUUAGUUUCAAGCCUGAAAAUAAAAAAGUGUGUUUAAAACAUUAA